Molecule: messenger RNA, 1185 nt
Organism: Striga hermonthica
Lineage: Eukaryota; Viridiplantae; Streptophyta; Magnoliopsida; Lamiales; Orobanchaceae
Source: the annotation of a GenBank genome assembly
AUGGCUCUACAGGCUGCUGCUUUGCUCCCUUCUAAAUUUUCUCUUCACAAAGAGGCAAAAUGUGGUUCAUCUCUGAAGGAGUCGAGCCUCUUUGGAAUUUCACUCUCAGACCAUGUCAAGGCUGAUUUCACCAAGAGAAAAUCCGGCACGAGGAAGCUACCUUCCGUGCGUACUCGAGCCGUUGCCACGUCACCGACGAUCACCCCCUCGACCGUCCAAGGCAAGAAAACCUUACGAAAGGGCACCGUAAUAAUCACGGGCGCCUCAUCGGGCUUGGGCCUGGCCACGGCCAAGGCCCUAGCCGAGAGCGGCAAGUGGCACGUCGUCAUGGCUUGCCGGGACUUUCUCAAGGCCCAAAAGGCUGCCAAGUCCGUGGGCAUGGACAAGGAGAAUUACACCGUGAUGCAUUUGGAUUUGGCCUCGCUCGACAGCGUGAGGCAGUUUGUCGACAAUUUCAAGAGGUCGGGCCGGCCGGUCGACGUCCUCGUCUGCAACGCGGCCGUUUACCAGCCGACGGCCCGCGAACCGUCCUUCACGGCGGAUGGGUUCGAGCUUAGCGUCGGGACCAACCAUUUGGGCCAUUUCCUUCUCUCGAGGUUGUUGCUCGACGAUAUGAAGGAGUCCGACUACCCGUCCAAGAGGCUUAUAAUCGUGGGCUCGAUCACCGGAAACACAAACACGUUGGCCGGGAACGUGCCCCCAAAGGCCAACCUAGGGGACCUGAGGGGCCUCCAGGGCGGGCUCAACGGGCCCAACACCUCGUCUAUGAUCGACGGUGGGGAUUUCGACGGGGCAAAGGCCUACAAGGACAGCAAGGUUUGCAACAUGCUGACGAUGCAAGAGUUCCACCGUCGUUACCAUGAGGACACGGGCAUCACAUUCGCCUCCCUCUACCCGGGCUGCAUUGCCACGACGGGCCUUUUCAGAGAUCACAUUCCCCUUUUCAGGCUGCUUUUCCCUCCUUUUCAGAAGUACAUUACAAAAGGGUUCGUCUCUGAGGAUGAGGCCGGGAAGAGGCUUGCGCAGGUUGUGAGUGAUCCGAGCCUGACGAAAUCGGGAGUGUAUUGGAGCUGGAACAAUGCCUCGGCCUCAUUCGAGAACCAGUUGUCUCAAGAGGCGAGUGAUGCCGAGAAGGCGCGAAAGCUUUGGGAGAUUAGUGAGAAACUGGUUGGUUUGUCUGAAUAG